Molecule: messenger RNA, 1518 nt
Organism: Vicia faba (fava bean)
Lineage: Eukaryota; Viridiplantae; Streptophyta; Magnoliopsida; Fabales; Fabaceae
Source: the annotation of a GenBank genome assembly
AUGGCUGAAUCCACCAAACAUGCUCCUAACUCAGACAUUAAAACCACAAAAACCAUAGCUUAUGCUUUUAUGCUUGUUUUUUUUUCUAUCACUCUUUUCUUAGCCUUUUCUCCUUCUCCAAAUCCUUCUUCUCCUUGGUUCACCAACUUUUUCACCACCAAAACUUCCUCUUCUUCCAUUUUCUCAUUCUUUUUCCACAACACAACAACCACUUCUUCAUUACCAUCUUCCCCUUUUAGCAACACUUUUUCUAGAUCUACCAAUAACAAUUUUCAUUCUUCUAACUCAAGUACAAAAACAUUCAAACUAACCCCUUAUGGAAACAAAACUCAAGCUUCUGUUCCAACCACAAAUAAAACUUCUUCUCAUGUUUCUGAUGAAGCUAAACCUCAGAAGAAAACCAAUCAAACUGCGAAUAUGAAACAGGAGAUUCAUAUAAUGAUGGAGUCUUUGAAGAAGUGUGAUUUUUUUGAUGGCAAAUGGGUUAAGGAUGAUCAAUCUUACCCUCUAUAUCAACCUGGUUCUUGCAGUUUGAUUGAUGAACAGUUUAAUUGUAUCAACAAUGGAAGACCUGAUCAUGAUUUCCAGAAAUUGAAGUGGAAACCUAAAGGAUGUAGCCUCCCAAGGCUGGAUGGACAGAGAAUGUUGAAUUUGUUGAGAGGCAAGAGACUUGUUUUUGUUGGUGAUUCCAUCAAUAGAAACAUGUGGGAAUCACUUAUUUGCAUUCUCAGAAACUCUGUGAAAGACAAAGGUAAAGUUUUUGAAGCAAAUGGAAGAGUCCAUUUUAAAGGAGAAACCUCUUAUUCAUUCAUAUUCAAAGAUUACAACUUCUCAGUCGAGCUUUUCGUAUCGCCGUUCUUAGUUCAAGAGUGGGAGUUUCUCGUAAAAAACGGAACAAAGAAGGAAACUCUUCGGCUCGAUUUGGUUGGUAAAUCAUCUGAUCAAUAUAAAGAUGCUGAUAUAAUCAUCUUCAACACUGGCCAUUGGUGGACUCAUGAUAAAACUUCUAAAGGGAAAGACUAUUACCAAGAAGGUAGUCAUGUGUACAAUGAAUUGAAUGUUUUGGAGGCAUUUCGAAAGGCAAUAACAACCUGGAGCAGAUGGGUUGAUGCCAACAUAAAUGCAUCUAAGUCUAUGGUCUUGUUUAGAGGCUAUUCUUCUUCGCAUUUUAGCGGUGGGCAAUGGAAUUCAGGUGGACAAUGCGACAGUGAAAUCGUGCCGAUCAAAAACAAAAAGUACUUGAGGCAAUACCCUCCUAAGAUGAGAGUUUUGGAAAAAGUACUAAAGAAUAUGAAGACUUGCGUCACGUAUUUAAACGUCACGAAAAUGACAGAUUUUCGAAAGGAUGGUCAUCCUUCUAUAUAUAGAAAGCAUAACCUAUCAUCAGACGAAAGGAAAUCGCCGUUGAUGUAUCAAGACUGUAGCCAUUGGUGUCUGCCCGGUGUCCCUGAUACAUGGAAUGAGAUUCUCUACGCCGAGCUUCUAAUGAAACAGUAUCAAAAUCAGAAUCAACAUUAA